AUGGGUGCCUUAUCGUUGGUCUUGCUAAUGGGCGCUCUGCUCUCGACAACUUCAGCUCAGUCCUCCAACCCUUCAGUAUGGGCAUCUGUCGCCAUGGUUAUGCAUGGCGAACGAACGCCUCUGCGUAGCGAACUUCAAAACGUAUUGACACCCCAGGGCGCGCAGCAGCUGUAUGCUCAAGGCAAUGCCUUCAGAAUGCGAUACUUGUCUAGCGGGACGCGGACGAAUGUCACUGAGGGUCGCAUUACUUCUCGCGCCCCAAUCAAAGGCAUUGCGCGAAACGUAAUUGAGCAUGAGCAGCUCUCGAUACUUUCGGUUCCCGAUGCCCAUAUCGCGGCCAGCGCCAGCUCGUUUAUGCAAGGCCUAUAUCCACCGAUCACGCAAGUUUUUGCUUCAGAUACUGGGGGAAUGAACAUCUCUUAUUCAACAUUGUCUGGCAACUCGACUCAGUAUCCAUUGGACGGUUAUCAAUAUCCUAUAAUUGAAACCUUGGGGUUCUCGGACGAGCGAUCUGUUAGCAUCCAAGGCAACACGGAUUGCCCACAAUGGAGGAUCUCGACAACAUCUGUCAUGCAGCUUGACCCUUACAUGGAGAGUCUUUACGAAGCUUCUCUUCCUGGGUACCAGUCGUUAUUCAGCACCUCGCCUCUGAACGACAGCACAAUACCUCCCUACAGCGCUAACUUCUGGGACGCCUACAACCUCUACGAAUACGUCCGCUACCGCUACUCACACGAGCAAGCCAUCUAUGAUGCAAUGAAAGCCGAUUACGCACAGCACAGCGAGUUCCUCCUGAUGUACGCCAGACAGCAGCAACUCAACAUGACUUCCAACCAGGCAGUUUCUGGUCUGAAAAAGGGCGAUAUGAUCCGAACUAUUGCUGGCAGAACUUUGGGUCGGAAGGUGGUUGACGCUUUCGAAGCCAACGGCAACUUCGCUGGCUAUUCCAACAAAAUGACGCUCAUGUUCAGCUCCCACGAGCCCUUCAUGUCCUUUUUCUCUCUCGCCCAGCUUCAACAAGAAAACCAGACUUUGACAAGCCCCUUCUGGAACAUCCCCGACAACGGUGUAGCCAUGGUUUUCGAGCUUAUUGGCGACCAGCCCAACGAGCCUGAUGCGUACCCUACCGAGGACAACCUCUACGUCCGCUUCCUGUACAGAGAAAACGCCGACCCGAAUACACCAUUCAAAGAAUACUCUCUCUUCGGGCUCUCCAACAAUACCGAAACGCGCGUGACAUACAGCUACUUCAAGCAAGAAAUGCUCAAGUUUGGCGUCGACGUCUCGACGUGGUGCAGCAUCUGCGGCUCGGUGCAGGCGUUUUGCGAGUGGAGGACCACAAAGACGCCGCCCACUGUCGGCGAAGUCAUUCGCUCGGCCGUGCAAAAGCCCGCUGUUGCAGGGGUUAUCGGCGCGGUAAUUGUCCUCGCCGUUCUCGGUCUAGUCGUCGUCGUGGCGGCCGUUCUCGGUGGCUUCCGCAUUCAUCGGGCAGCAGCGGGGCCCAAGGACCGUGGCGGUCGGAUCGCCAGGCUAGGCGGAUUUAAGGCCGCCGAGAAAAUGGCUAGCGACCCAGACUUGUCGAUAUCGAAGCGAGGGGUGCAUCACGAGCGGCAGGGCAGUUGGGAGCUGCGCAACGGACGAGAUGUUGUCACUAGCCAGGUCGGUAUCGUCAUGGGCAAGAGUUCGUCAUCUGUCCGAACCAAAUCGAUCGAUAGUGGUAUGAGUGUUUUGGGGGCUUCUCCAGUGACACCCAGGGAGAAUAUCUGA
Colletotrichum spaethianum is the source of this 1767-nucleotide messenger RNA. RefSeq lists its product as uncharacterized. The record is from RefSeq and is a predicted model, not a curated record. The transcript has 2 exons. Gene Ontology annotation, biological process: dephosphorylation. Gene Ontology annotation, molecular function: phosphatase activity. Lineage: Eukaryota; Fungi; Ascomycota; Sordariomycetes; Glomerellales; Glomerellaceae. Bases 1 to 1767 code for a protein of 588 amino acids.